AUGACCCUAGCAGUGGCACCCCUCAAGUACCACGAACAGCAGUUUCUCACCUACCGUUCAGUCUCCAAUUCGGUCUACAUCGUUUCUCUCCGCUCCGCGCCCCCCGUCCUUGCCUACCGCGGGGGCUUUGCGGGUUUCCCCGCCACUGCUCCGCCCGCACCCUCCGCGCGCGUUGCUUCCGCCUUUUCUGCGCUGCAUUCCGCCACGGACCGCUUCAGCGGCGCGCUGGGCGGGCGCAUCCGCAAGGAAUGGGAGCGCCAGCGGGGCAAGUGGCGGGGGAAGGGGAAGGCGCUCGUGCGGUCCGCCAAGGCGCGGCAAUUCUCCGCGUUCUUGAAGCGCCAGCAGCGCAACGUCGCGGCGUCUGCAGGGGUGCCCCCCGCCAGCAUUCUCCACAGCUACCGGUACCUCAGCAAUGGCUUCGCGGCGCGGCUUUCCCCCGCGCAGGUGCGGCGGCUGCAGCGCCACCCCGCCGUGGCGCGAGUGCGCGCGAGCGUGCGGCUGUACCCCGCCACCACGCACUCGCCCGCCUUCCUCAAACUCCCCUCCUCGCUCUGGAACGCGUCCCGCGGCGGAUUGGCGGGUGGGUCCGCGGGGGUGGCGGAAGGGGCGCAGAGCAAAGGGGAGGGCGUUGUGAUCGGCGUGAUCGACAGCGGCAUUUGGCCAGAGCACCCGUCGUUCGCGAGCCAGCCCGGCGUGCCGUCCCCGUCCGCGCCCUCCACUUUCGCGGGCGCGUGUGAGACAACGGGGGACUUUGAGGCGUGCACGGGCAAGGUGGUGGGCGCGCGGGCCAUCUACUCGGCGUUUACGGCGGAACGGGGCAGCAUCGACCUCACGGUCGAUUACCUCUCGCCGCGCGACUCCUUCAACCACGGCUCCUGGGCGGCAGCGGGCAACAGCGGGGUGGACGUCACAGGCAAAACCGGGCAGCUGAUUGGCGCAGCCAGCGGCAUGGCGCCCGGCGCACUCCUCUCCAUCUACAAGGUCCUCUGGCGCAGCAGUGCUCACGACGCCUCCGCGCCCCUCGCGGACGUCAAGGCAGCAGUAGAGCAGGCGAUUUUGGACGGCGUGGAUGUGAUCUCCAUCUCGCUUGCAGGGCUAUACGAUUUCACGGACUAUUUCACCGACGUGUCGUAUCUGAACGCGUUGCGAGCCGGCGUGGUGAUGGUGAUGGCGGCAGGGAACGAUGGGCGGCCACCGACGGCGUGGGCGUCGUGGCGCACGGUGAGCAACUUCUCGCCGUUCUACCUGACGGUGGGGGCCAGCUCCAUCGGCCGCCAGUUCAGCGCUGUGGUCACCAUGGGGAAUAGGAAGAGCCUCGUGGGGGCGGGCAUGGGCGGAGAUGCGCGCACCGCUGCUGGCCUGCCGCUCAUCGACGGUACCACCGCCAGAUUGGGCGGCACCUACGAGGGCAAGUACUGCUUCGAUGGCGGCUUAGACCCAAGCAUGAUCGCGGGCAAGAUCGUGGUGUGCGUGCGCGGCACGGCGUUCAUCUGGCAGAAGGUGCAGGAAGUGACACGCGGCGGGGGGCUUGCGAUGAUCCUAAUCAACGACCCCAAAGGCGAUUCCAACUUGUAUGACAACAUUCCCUCCACCGUGCCCGUGCUGCACCUCACGGCCAAAGAUGGCGCUGCGCUGCUGGCGUACAUGAAGAAGACGCGCGGAGUACCAGCCCCACCCAUCUCCCCUCUACUUCCCACCCUUUCUCCAAGCAGUGCAACGGCCAGCAUACCGGCGUCUUUCACCAUACGCCAGCUGCCAGGCCACCCCGUGAUCGCCUCCUUCUCCUCCUCAGGCCCCCUCGCCGAUCCGGCAGACUCACCAGCGCACCCCUACCCCACCAACGACAUCCUUAAGCCAGAUCUAGUCGCACCCGGUCUAAGUCUCUGGUCUGCCGCCGGUGGGAGUCUGGAAGACGCAGGAAUGGUGACUUUUGGGCUAUUAUCGGGGACGUCCAUGGCAACGCCUCACGUGGCGGGCGUGGCGGCGCUGGUGGUGCAGCGCAAUCCGACGUGGAGUCCGGCGCAGGUGAUGUCCGCCAUGAUGACCAGCGCCGCCACCACCAACAACAUUGCCAAGCCCAUCCUCCUCGAGAGCGGCGCGCUCGCCACGCCUUGGGAGAUGGGCGCGGGGCAGAUCAACCCGCCCGGCCUGCUGGAUCCCGGCCUGACCUACGACAUGAGCGCUCAGGACCUCCUGAAUUUUCUGGCUGGCCAAGAUAUGGGCCUCACUCUAUCCUUUCAGAUCUGUACUUGUCUUGCAACCAUUGCGGCGAUAGGCUGA
Molecule: messenger RNA, 2280 nt
Organism: Closterium sp. Naga37s-1
Lineage: Eukaryota; Viridiplantae; Streptophyta; Zygnematophyceae; Desmidiales; Closteriaceae
Source: the annotation of a GenBank genome assembly